Pectinophora gossypiella (pink bollworm) is the source of this 1054-nucleotide messenger RNA. RefSeq names its product CDAN1-interacting nuclease 1. Lineage: Eukaryota; Metazoa; Arthropoda; Insecta; Lepidoptera; Gelechiidae. The coding region runs from base 194 to 1042 and encodes 282 amino acids. The record is from RefSeq and is a predicted model, not a curated record. The transcript is spliced from 6 exons.
CGAACAUCCCUAUUGCAGAAGGUUAAAAAUCGUGGACCAAUACCUAGGUUUUCUUCUUAUAUACCUACCAUGAAUAAAAUUACGAUAUUCUAAGAACGAGGGACAUUCGCGUGAAUCUAUCAAAAUAAAGCUUAAAGAGUUUGUAGAAACAGUAACAAAUACCGUUUGGUAUUUGUAUUUGUAAAUUUGAAAAAUGGCAGAUUCAGUUAAACCUAUGAAAUUGGAAGUGUAUAAUGCUUUUGUGGAAGAUUUCAACAAGCUCACUUCUUACAGCCGCACAGCAGAGAAUGAGAUGAAAAAGAAAUACAAACAUUUGCCUGCAGCAACAUUUGGAAGUUUAUUUUCCAUGUUAGUGCAAAGAGCUAUGAAACAGAGUUACAGGAAAUCACCCUCAAUAUCAAGUAGAUAUUAUGAGCUUUAUGAAACACUAGCAAGUGACAAACAGAAAGGGAAUGUUAUCUCACACUUAGCUGAUACCCAAGGAAUCUGCCCAGCACUAUUUGCUCGGUCGUUGCUACAGAAUGUGUACCCAGACACUGCUAUGGCAAAGAAAUGUAUUAAAGACACCACACUCAUAGAUGACAAAGAUCUGGCAUAUGAAGUGUUUCUGGGUAUUAUGAAUGAUAAUCAGUAUGGACCUUAUGCAGAUGUUAUAAAGCAAUCUAUUGGAUUAGAAUAUGAACUAAAACUGGAAAAUGAGUUGAAGUUAAUGAACAUUACAUUUUCCGAUGAAAAUAUUCUCCGAUCUAGAGGAUAUGAUAAAACACCUGAUUUCAAAUUGGAUGUUCCAAUAGCUGUGGAUGAUUUUAUUAUAAACUGGAUUGAAAGCAAAGCUCUCUUUGGAGAUGAAGAGAAUCAUUCUGGAUACCUGAAAGAACAGCUUACAUGUUACUGGAAUAGAUUUGGACCUGGAAUGGUUAUUUAUUGGUUUGGAUACUUAGAAACUUUAGAAUUAACACCUGAAGUUAAUAAUAUGUUCAUUUUACGAGCUAAUUUUCCACCCAAGGAAAGUAUAACAUUGUAUAAGUAUGAUCCAAUAUAAGUUUUAAUUUUA